AAGAGAGGAGCCGGUAACCCGCAGGAGCUGCCACUGUGGUCUCCUUCCAGAAAGGUGGUGAUUAUGCGGCCGGGCCGGCGUCUGUAACCCGGCUUUAACAGAUCUCAGUCCAGGCUUUGGGGGCGCAUUCCUUGGAGUGUGUUUGGUACCGUGUUUGUGGGCCAUGAUGGAGGUCAGAGGAGCCCCCACUGAGGUCCUCCUGCAGCGUCCCUGGCUUCCUGUGAGCAUCAGCGGCUGCCAGCUCCUCGCCAAGAGCUGGUUUGGGGAAACGACGUACCACAUCCUGCUGACAGACAUGCACUGUGUGUGGGAGGAGAGGAUGGACUCAGCAGCCAUCCAGAAGAGAGCACAGGAGCUGAACAGACGUUUGCGAGCGCCGGUCAAAGCUUUCUUCUCCCACCUGUGUGAGGUGGUUCAGCCCCGUCUGUCAGGAGGUGAGGGGCGACCUGACGGCGAGGCCCAGAUCUCCCUGACCCGACAGGAGGACGGAAACAUCAGCAUGAAGCUGAAGAGUGAGCUGGCAGGGCUGGCCAUCUACUGGGAGUUUCACUGCACCCCCGCCCCUGUCACUGUGGUGUGCGUUCAGCUGGUGCGCCCCCUGCUGGCGAUGAGCCACCUGCUGCAGCGGCAGGUGGAGCAGCUGGGAGGUCUGCUGGGGAGGAAGGACGCAGAGAUCCAGGACUACAGAGAGAACGGAGCCACGCUCAGCAGAGAGCGGCUGCAGACGGACGCCUUUGAGGAGCAAACCUACAGAGAGGACUUCAUGUCAAAGGCUCUUCCUCUACUGUGUUCUGAGCAGCCGGACGCUCUGGGCUUCGACGCCGACCUCCAACACCUGUACGCAGCCGUCGUCGCCCACGGCAACACACGGAAACGCAAACUGUCUGAAGAGCCCUCCGUUGAGGAGCACCAGCCCCCCGCCGAGAAACCAGACGUCACCUCGUCUUCAGGUGGAUCCAUCACCAACAGGGAAGCAGCUGAGGGCGGGCCGGGGGACGCAGCUGGAGCCAAGAUGGUCGACAGACCCGCAGUACAACAGUCUCGACCAGUCACAUCGGACGCUGCAGAGCGACCGUCCUCCAAACCAAAGAAGAAGAAAGUAGGACUGUUCAGAUGAGCGCCAGCAGUCGGACGCACACGCACAAACCACAAUUCAACAACCACAAUUCAGAACUUCAUUAGGAAAAAUGCAAAUUUUACCAUUUGAUGAAAAUCUUUAAAACCAUUUCUUAUUUUUAAACUUUUAUUUUAUUUUAUAGUUUGAGGUUUUAAAUAGGGUUUAGAUUUAUUCACACAAAAGGCUUUUAAAAAUUUAAUUAAAUAAAAAUAAACAUUUUUAAAAUCUGGGUUUUGUUUUUUUAGAGAAACUGUUGAUUAAAGAUGUAAAUAUAAUUUU
Sebastes umbrosus (honeycomb rockfish) is the source of this 1396-nucleotide messenger RNA. It is a transcript of the gene nhej1, whose product is annotated as nonhomologous end-joining factor 1. Gene Ontology annotation, molecular function: DNA end binding. Gene Ontology annotation, biological process: double-strand break repair via nonhomologous end joining. Bases 164 to 1117 code for a protein of 317 amino acids. Gene Ontology annotation, cellular component: DNA ligase IV complex; nucleus. The record is from RefSeq and is a predicted model, not a curated record. NCBI's taxonomy places the organism in Eukaryota, Metazoa, Chordata, Actinopteri, Perciformes, Sebastidae. The transcript has 8 exons.